Messenger RNA from Scylla paramamosain (green mud crab), 4731 nucleotides. RefSeq names its product sodium- and chloride-dependent glycine transporter 2-like. The transcript has 10 exons. Gene Ontology annotation, molecular function: L-amino acid transmembrane transporter activity. Gene Ontology annotation, biological process: sodium ion transmembrane transport. The record is from RefSeq and is a predicted model, not a curated record. The coding region runs from base 2149 to 4164 and encodes 671 amino acids. NCBI's taxonomy places the organism in Eukaryota, Metazoa, Arthropoda, Malacostraca, Decapoda, Portunidae. Gene Ontology annotation, cellular component: plasma membrane.
GGUGGCCCACAAAAGGUACUUAAGCCUUCCAUCACCAGAAUCUCAUGCACUUUAUAUUUCUGCCCGGAACCAUGCCAAGUCUGUUCUCCAACUAGCCAAAAACUCCUUCAUUAACAGAAAGUGUCAAAUCCUUUCAAGAUCUAACUCUUCUCGUGACUUCUGGCAUCUAGCAAAAAAUAUCUCUAACAACUUUGCUUCUCCUUCUUUCCCUCCUCUAUUUCAACCAAAUGGCACCAUUGCUAUCAAAUUUAUUUCUAAAGCUGAACUCUUCGCUCAAACCUUUGCUAAAAACGCUACCUUGGACGAUUCUGGGCUUGUUCCUUCCUCUCCUCCACCCUCUGACUACUUCCUGCCACCUAUUAAAAUUCUUCGCAAUGAUGUUUUCCAUGCCCUUGCUGGCCUAAACCCUCGGGAGGCUUAUAGACCUGAUGGGGUCCCUCCUAUUGUUCUCCGAAACUGUGCCUCCGUGCUUGCACCUUGCCUAGUCAAACUCUUUCAGCUCUGUCUGUCAACAUCUACCUUUCCUUCUUGCUGGAAGUUUGCCUACAUUCAACCUGUUCCUAAAAAGGGUGACCGUUCUAAUCCCUCAAACUACCGUCCUAUUGCUUUAAUUUUUUGCCUAUCUUAAUUUUUUUAAUCUAUUCUCAACAGGAAGAUUCUUAAACAUAUAUCACUUCACAACCUUCUAUCUGAUCGCUAAUAUGAGUUACGUCAAGGCCGCUCUACUGGUGAUCUUCUGGCUUUCCUUACUGAGUCUUGGUCAUCCUCCUUUAGAGAUUUUGGUGAAACUUUUGCUGUUGCCUUGGACAUAUCAAAAGCUUUUGAUAGAUUCUGGCACAAAGCUUUGAUUUCCAAACUACCCUUCUAUAGUUUUUAUCCUUCACUCUGUAACUUUAUCUCAAGUUUCCUUUCUGACCGUUCUAUUGCUGCUGUGGUAGACGGUCACUGUUCUUUUCCUAAAUUUAUUAACAGUGGUGUUCCUCAGGGUUCUGUCCUGUCACCCACUCUCUUCUUAUUAUUCAUUAAUGAUUUUCUAAACCAAACUUCUUGUCCUAUCCACUCCUACGCUGAUGAUACAACCCUGCACUUUUCCACGUCUUUUCAUAGACGUCCAACCCUUCAGGAGGUAAACAUAUCACGCAGGGAAACCACAGAACGCUUGACUUCUGAUCUUUCUAAAAUUUCUGAUUGGGGCAGAGCAAACUUGGUAUUGUUCAAUGCCUCAAAAACUCAAUUCCUCCAUCUGUCAGCUCGACACAACCUUCCAGACAACUAUCCCCUCUUCUUCAGUGACACUCAACUGUCCCCCUCUUCUACACUGAACAUCCUCGGUCUGUCCUUUACUUAUAAUCUGAACUGGAAACUUCACAUCUCAUCUCUAGCUAAAACAGCUUCUAUGAAGUUAGGUGUUCUGAGACGUCUCCGCCAGUUUUUCUCACCCCUCUCUCACCGCCGCAAUGUUGCACAUCUAGCUGUCUUCUACCGCUAUUUUCAUGCUAACUGCUCUUCUGAUCUUGCUAACUGCAUGCCUCCUCUUCUCCCGCGGCCUCGCUGCACAAGACUUUCUUCAUUCUCUCACCCCUAUUCUGUCCACCUUUCUAACGCAAGAGUUAACCAGUGUUCUCAAUCAUUCAUCCAUUUCUCUGGUGAACUCUGGAACUCCCUGCCUGCUUCUGUAUUUCCACCUUCCUAUGACUUGAAUUCCUUCAAAAGGGAGGUUUCAAGACACUUAUUCAUGAAUUUUUGACCACUGCUUUGACUCUUUUAUGGGACUGGCAUUUCAGUGGGCAUAUUUUUUUUAUUAGAUUUUUGUUGCCCUUGGCCAGUGUGUCCUUCCUACAUGAAAAAAAAAAAAACAAAAUAUCCUGGCUCGUACCACCACCACCUCUACUAAAGCCGUUUUUUCCUCCAACGCACCACUGUUGUAUUCCCUGCAUACUGUUAAUUGUGACCAGUUAGGUACAUGUGCAUUUCAUAGAAGAUUACCUUUAUUAAGAUGGUUUUUUUUUGCAUAUGGCAGUCCUUUUCAUGCAGAUACUUUGCAUUCCUUUUUAUUUCGUGAGUGUAGACAAAUCUGCUUCCAUAAUAAAAUCAGGUUUGUAGUGUCAAGUAAUCUAUAGUUCUUUUACAGGUAGCCCUGCACCAGACAUGGCAGUGAACAAGAAAAUAUUGAAUAUAAGCUCCCCGGUUGCAAAUGAGGAAACCAAAGGUGGAGUUGAAAGGGAAAACUGGAAGAAUCCCUUUCAAUUCUUCUUUUAUUGUCUAGGAUACGCCAUCGGAUUCGGCAACGUAUGGAGGUUUCCUUACCUGUGUUACAAAAAUGGAGGAGCUGCCUUUCUGAUCCCUUACCUGACGAUGCUUUUCGUGGCCGGAAUCCCUGUCUUUUUCAUGGAGCUAAGCAUCGGCCAGUAUGUCAGUCUGGGACCCACAGUUCUUUUCUACAAGCUGGCGCCCAUCUUUUCCGGUCUCGGCUGGGCUAUGGUUAUCCUUGCGUACUUCACAUCCAUCUACUACAAUGUGAUCCUGGGUUGGUCUUUCUUCUAUUUGAUAUUCUCAUUCUACUCUAUGCUCCCCUGGAGUCAUUGUGAUAAUGACUUCAAUAGCCCAGGAUGCUACUACGAAGAAGGCGCCGCUUUGUGCAGAAACCAGAGUCUCUUCUUCUUCAAUCAUUCAUGUUUAUCCCUGGAGGACUACUGCGGCCUGGAAGACUUGCUCCCGUUUAACGAGACGCACUGUCAAAACUCUGCCAACACUUCCUUAACGCCCAUUGAGAAAGUAGUCACCAGGAUCUCGGCAAGUGAAGACUUCUUCAGGAAUCGUAUGUUGCGGGUGACUGGUUCCACGUGGGAGGACAUGGGCGAUAUGCAAUGGGAGCUGGUGGGUUUAAUGGCGCUUUCUUGUGUAAUUGUGGGCAUUUGUCUUUCACGAGGGAUUAAAACUACUGGAAACAUCGUCUACUUCACCGCUAUCUUCCCUUACGCUGUGAUGUUCAUCCUCUUCAUCAGAGGAAUCACCCUGGAGGGCGCGUACAAGGGUUUGGAGUUUUACAUCCUCAAGCCAAACAUGACCCGCCUGACGGAAGUAGAGGUGUGGUGUGAAGCAGCUGUGCAAAUCUUCUUUUCCACGGGGAUCUGCUUCGGCUCUCUUAUUACUCUUUCUUCUUACAACAAGUUCACCAACAAUUGCAUGAGGGAUGCGUUUGUGGUGACUAUCACCAAUUGCUCGACGUCCGUCUUUUUUGGGGUGGUUAUAUUCUCUGUGUUGGGCUUCUUGGCCAAUGAGAUGGGCGUCAAUGUCAACGAAGUAGCGGCAUCAGGUUCGGGUUUGGCCUUCGUGGUGUACCCUGCUGCUAUAAGCCUCAUGCCUAUUCCGCAGCUAUGGUCUGUCCUUUUCUUCCUCAUGCUCAUCAACAUCGGCUUCGGUACCCAGUUCAGCACGGUGGAGGCUGUUACCACUGCAAUCGUCGACCAGUUCGAAUCGUUACGGAAGAGGAAGCCACUGGUGGUGAUGGGGACGUGUAUCUCUCUCUUCCUGAUGGGACUGUCCAUGUGCCUUCAGGGAGGGAUCUACAUGCUGGAGGUGUUCGUAUUCUACUCGGCGGGUGUGUCUGUUCUCAUCAUUUGUAUCCUGCAAUUGAUCGCCGUUAUUGGCAUUUUUGGUUUCCGCAAUUUGCUCAAUGCGGUCGAGGAAAUGAAGAUAAGGGUUAGGUUGCCUCUACGCAUCUACUGGGGAGUCACUUGGCUCUGUCUUACUCCUGCUUCUCUCAUCAUGGCAUUGGGCUUCCUGGUUACCUACUUGAGCAUGCUGCAAGUGCCACAAGCGUCCACUGCGUUGCAUGUCAAACCGGGGGCUCUCACCACACAUCUUGGAGAGGUAACAUUAAUAGAGGAUGUUCUUCUGGUUCGAUAUCCUUUUUCUACCUUAUUUUCCGUACCUUCGGACCUCGACACUGUCUCAAAAACUUUGGAUAACUCCUUACAGGAAUUGGAAUCUUUACUUGCUGAUGAAACGCAUGGACAGACGCAAGUUUUCUCUCAAACCAUUAUCAAAGCUUUAACAGCAAGGGUAGAAUUUUUGCAUGGCAAAUUGAACCAAUCUCAGCAUGACUACAACCUUUUACGCAGCCUUGGACGAGGAUGUACAGGAUUUGAGGAAACAUUAUGAUCAACUAAUAACGGUUGCAGCUACUAAUAAGAAAGUCCUGAACCUGCAUCACAAUAAACUGGUUAAAUUAGAGUCCAACCUCAAUGAGUUAUUACAGUAUUCAAAUGAUUUAGCAACUGUGCUUGAUAAUGCCUUACACAGUUUAGAUGUGAUAAAUCGCAUUGUGGAAAUAGAUCAAGUUUUGCUUGUAUCUGAAGCUUCCUUGAGUUCAGUUCUCUCCAUUAAUGGAUCGAUAAUUCGCAACAUGAUGGAUAAGAACAUAAGAACAUAAGAAAUAAGGGAAGCUGCAAGAAGCCACCAGGCUUACACGUGGCAGUCCCUGUAUGAAAUGUACCUACCUAUUUCUACCUAUCAUCCCCAUCCAACCGGUCUAAUCUUCUCUUAAAGCUCCCUAAUCUCUUAGCACUAACAACAUGAUUACUGAGUCCGUUCCACUCAUCUACCACUCUACUUGAGAACCAAUUCCUUCCUAUAUCUUUCUUAAACCUAAAUUUUUAAAGCUUGUACCCGUUAUUUGUUGUUCUGUCUUGGUUGCUGAUCCUAAGAAUUUUGCUUACUUCCCCCUUA